CGGACCAUAAAACAGAACUGAUACAAACAUUAGUUGCCAAGAAAUCAACAACCUUGUAUCGUUACAAAUCAACAGCCUGCAGGGACAUAAUGGAAAUGACCAACUAUCGUCCAGCUGCUAAAAAGGAUACGGCGCUCAGGAUUGUUCUUCUUGGGAAAACUGGAGUUGGAAAAAGUGCAGCAGGAAACACCAUGUUGGGAGGAAGAUUUUUUCAUUCUUGUCUCUCUUUUUCCUCUAUGACAUCGGUCUGUGAGAAGAAAAUCAAUGAUUUUGAUGGUUUAAAUCUGGCUGUUAUUGAUACUCCAGGUCUGUUUGAUACAAAUAAAAGUCAUAAAGAGAUUAUGGAAGAAAUUGCUAAAGGCAUCUGCCUGGCGGCUCCUGGUCCUCAUGUGUUCCUGAUUGUGCUCCAGCCGACCAGAUUCACCACAGAAGAAGAAAGAAGCUUAAAAAUUAUCCAGAAAAUUUUUGGCAAUGAAGCAGCCACAUACACUAUGAUCCUGUUUACCCAUGGAGACGAACUAAAACGGGAAAAUAUUGCAAUAGGAGAAAUGUUACUAAAACACAGACCUCUACGGCAUUUCAUUAGUCAGUGUGCCUUCUUCCAGACAUUUGAAGAUAAAUAUCAUGUAUUUGACAACACAGUUGAGGAUCCUGGUCAAGUCAGGGGACUGGUGCAGAAGAUCAACAGACUGGUAAAGGGAAAUGGAGGAAGUUUCUACACCAAUGAAAUGUUUAAAGAGGCGCAGAGAGCCAAGCAACAAGAAGUAGAUCGAUUAAUCAGAGAAAAUCCAGAAAUUGAUCCUGAAGAUGCAAGAAGGCAGGCAGAGAAAGACAACUCAUUUAUGCGUGCUACUCUGGGGGGUGCUGCUGCUGGAGCUGCUACUGGAGCAGGUGUUGGAGCUGCUGUUGGAGUUCUGGGAGGACCAAUAGGAGUUGCUAUUGGAGCUGGUGUUGGAGUUAAUCUGGGAGCAAUUGUUGGAGCUGCAGCAGCAGUGCAAAAGAUGGGAUGUUCUACACAGUGAUAAUAUGUGUGAUGUUUUGGCUGCAGCUUAUUAAACUAUGAUGUUACAUGAAUAAAAAAAUAUUUACCAGUAGAAGCAGAUAUUUAUCUACCUAGUUAAUGGCUUAACUGAGGACGCAUUAACUGUCAAUCAGUUGAACAAUGAUUAAUAUUUACAAUCAUAAUGUAAUGUAAGCUAAGUUCAUGCUUUUUUUGUCUAUGUUAAUUAACAUGUUUGAUUUUAUACAUAAUAGCAGACAGUACAAACAAUUGUGUAAUUACUACAUUAUCUUUGCAAGGACUGCUCUAAGUUGCUUUUUAUAUUAACAGCAUUUUAUAUUUUAUUUUAUCUACAACUACUACUCAGUGGUAGUUGUUAUUGUGUCUUGUCUCUAUGCUGUAACUGCGAAGUAAUUUCCCUGCUGGGAUGAAUAAAGUACAUCUAUCUAUAUUAUAUAAAUGGAGUAUAACCAUUAUCACAGCAAAAGCCAUUACUAAAAAAUCUGAUUUCUGUUUUCGCGGAAUAAAAGCACUUUUACUCACAAA
Messenger RNA from Xiphophorus couchianus (Monterrey platyfish), 1546 nucleotides. Its product is annotated as GTPase IMAP family member 4-like. The transcript is spliced from 2 exons. Gene Ontology annotation, molecular function: GTP binding. Bases 90 to 1022 code for a protein of 310 amino acids. The record is from RefSeq and is a predicted model, not a curated record. NCBI's taxonomy places the organism in Eukaryota, Metazoa, Chordata, Actinopteri, Cyprinodontiformes, Poeciliidae.